AUGUCUCAUUCUGUGAAUGAUCUCCUUUCACAGUCGCAAUCCCGAAAUCAACAAGGGUCUGCUAAUAACCUAGUUAAAGCUUCGAAAAGUACUAAACGCCGUCCCAUCAAAAAACGAAAAUACUCCAGGGGAGGAUGCAAAGAGUGUAAAAGGAGAAGGCUCAAGUGUGAUGAAGGAAAGCCCAGCUGUUGGAAUUGUGCCCACUUGAACAAAAUUUGUGUUUACGAGAAAAAGAUCAAGUUCGUUCCUUCCACCGGUUAUGUUGCCGAUCAGAGUACUGCCGCAUUAGGCAAGGCUUCAAACGAUGAUGGAGUCGGUAGUAGCCGGAGUUUCGAACCUUUGCCCUCAUUUAAGAGUGUUUCCUCAACUGUUUCAGAACCUUCUUCCUUCGAAUUUAGACAUCAGGCUUUGCCUAACUUGGGUUAUCCUUCAAAUGUGAUAUCGUCAUCAACAGGAACACAAUUUCUGGGCAGCAGCUUAAAUAUGGGCGCCUCUUCGCAGCAGAUUGGACAUAAUGGGGGCGACAUCUUUCGAAUGCCACAAUCUUCUCAUUUCAUAUUUACUACUCCUUCCAUUCCACUUGCCCAAAAACAGCAAGUCAACGAUAAUCUUAUCAACGGUGCUAGUAAUGUGAUUUCAGACUUGAAUGAUAUCAUCCAGCAUUAUAAUUUUGAGCCGGCCUCAUCACAGAAUGUGUUUUACAACACGCAAUCACAGCAACAACCCCAGUUACCACAAUCUUCAUAUUUGCCAAUUCAUAACGUUCCGACAUCUUAUGCUCUGUCCAAUGUUGGAUCCACUGGAAAUGCAGAUGUCAGCUCGGGCACUGAGCCAGAUUCACAAAAUGGUACCAAAAAAUGGUUGCACACCUCAAAUAGGAGCAAAUCAAAGCGUAAUGGUAGAAAAAAAGGGCAUCAAUUGAAACAGCAAGGGCUUUCCGCAUAUCCAUCACCACCCAUUGCUAUUACCACUUCCAAAUCUUCACACAGGUUUGACUAUUUGUAUGUUUUGAACCAUACAAUCAGCUCCUCGGAGUUGCUCUCCUUAUGUGAAUAUUUCGGCUGGUCUGCAAAGGAUUCGCAUAUCAACUAUAUAAAGAUAUUCGUGACCAAGAUACAGAUGAAAUUCAUUCCAUUCACCACCUCUUUUCUAAAUAACGCCUAUAUAAAGUGCUUUCUCUAUGAGGCAAAGAGUUCCCCCCCUUUGCUCUAUGCCAUAUUGGCAAUCUCCGCUAAAUACGAGCUCACCAAAGUUAGCGAAACUAAAACUGGCAUCUCUGAUGCCCAGAGAAUCCAGACCAUGGAAUUUCAUCGCAAGUCUCGGUCUGACUAUCUUAAGAUGUGUACGGAGGCAUUGGAUCUGAUCAUGAAUUCAAAAACAAAGACUUUGGAAAAUAUAGAGUCUCUUCUAAUGACGAUUUUAGUUCUUGGGUCAGAUUUUUCUGGUGUUGAAGGAUCACAGUGGAGGUCACACUUGAAAGGAGCCAAAAAUUUGCUUCUUCAAUACUGCAAGUUCAGACCAGUCUCACUAGAGUUGGUUAUUGUGUGGCUCUGGUUUUGUUCCAUGGAAACGUUAGCAGGUCUAACUACAUUCAAUGGUGGUAUAAUACAUGAUUUUGAUGAGAUGCAGGAGUUUUUGGAAGCAGUGAAAAGUGGGAAUUCAAGCAUUGGUCUUGCUCUUAGAAAGUUUGGGUUUUUGUUCGGGGGCUACUAUGUUGAAGAGCAUGGAAGCGCAAUUCUAAAAGAUAAAAAGUCUUUCAUCACAGGUGAAAGAAAACCCCUACGUAAAGUCAGCAGGCAUCAUAAUAAAUCUGGCAAGGAUGACUCUUUAGAUUCUGGGUCUAAUUCUGAUUCUUCUAAUGGUUAUAAUAGUUCUGGGAGCUCAGAUGAGAGUAUGGGACAGUCAAAAAAGGCUGAAAGGCAUAAUGAGGCCGUCAACUUUAUAGUGGUAGGUGGUCAAAGAAUCAGGAAGGUGAUGAACUACAAUCUGUAUGUUGGCUAUAACGAUGAUGUCAUGGACGUUAUGAAUGGGAUAUUUAUCGCUAUAGAGUGCAUUCGAAAGUUUAAACAAGGUGUUGAAAAUGGUAACCAGAUUUUUGAGGUAUUGAACAGAUCGGGAACGCUGAAAAAUGAGCAGAUUGUUAAGCUGUUUGCUGCAAUUUCAAAGGCCAGGUCAUUUACCGUAAUUAACAAUCAGGUACCUUAUAGAAUACCGUUGGAUUCACCUUACCAUCCACUUAACAAGAAGGGAUAUCACUACAAUAAUCCGACCGGUGUAAACAUUAUUAUCUCCGGAUACAUCCACGACACUAAUCCAAACACUAGGAGUUCAAAGGAGGCGGAUAAUUGGUACAGCUGGCUGGACCUAUCACAGCAAUUAUACGUUGAUGCUUGUCUCCUGAGACUUCUUACCAUGGAGGAUGGUCUGAGUAGUAAUGGUCUCUCAAUAAAGAACUCCAUGGUGCAAGAUGUGGUUAAUCGGAUGAUUGAAAGUCUUGGAUGUUUAGUUUCAUUUGCAAGGAGUGUCGGUAGUGAAGAUAUGGAAGCGCUCAACUGCCAUUUUAACGAGCCAAGUGUCGUUGGUAAAGAUUCUGCGGGUGAUGAUGGUGUGAGCAGCCAUGGAUUAAGUGCUAGUAUGGCGAAAUAUGGUGCCACUGCUGACACGCUGGGAAUGGCCAAUGAUUCUAGCAUUGAGGAACUUACCAUGUUUGGGCCGCUUACCAGAGAAAAGGCUCUAAAUAUCCAGAAGGAGCACGAACUGGAAAACAGUGAGAAGAAUGCAAGAAUGAGAAGAGGAAGCAGCAGCAGCAGCGACGGCCAAAUCCAGUUUCAGGAUUACCUUUACUACCAGUUAGACAGUCGGCUUGUGAUGGUUCAAUGGCCGUUAUUUGUGUGUGGAUUGUGCUGUGUGAAUCCGAAACAUAAACUCAUCAUCAGUUGCUGCUUUAACACUUUGAUGAAUUUGGGUGUUGAAUCCAGUGAAAUGACAUUUGCCCGUGUUGUCCGGUUAUGGCACAGGCAAAGGGAAGGACUUUUUGAUUACGAGCACCAGAAUGUAUUUGAGGAUAGUGGCGAUUCCGUUCCGUUUACAUAG
Messenger RNA from Brettanomyces bruxellensis, 3093 nucleotides. RefSeq lists its product as uncharacterized. The record is from RefSeq and is a predicted model, not a curated record. The coding region runs from base 1 to 3093 and encodes 1030 amino acids. The transcript has a single exon. Gene Ontology annotation, molecular function: transcription cis-regulatory region binding; DNA-binding transcription factor activity, RNA polymerase II-specific; zinc ion binding. Gene Ontology annotation, cellular component: nucleus. Gene Ontology annotation, biological process: positive regulation of transcription by RNA polymerase II. NCBI's taxonomy places the organism in Eukaryota, Fungi, Ascomycota, Pichiomycetes, Pichiales, Pichiaceae.